Molecule: messenger RNA, 587 nt
Organism: Saccostrea echinata
Lineage: Eukaryota; Metazoa; Mollusca; Bivalvia; Ostreida; Ostreidae
Product: E3 ubiquitin-protein ligase TRIM71-like
Exons: 2
Coding region: 1-555 (184 amino acids)
Biological process (GO): proteasome-mediated ubiquitin-dependent protein catabolic process; protein polyubiquitination; negative regulation of translation
Molecular function (GO): translation repressor activity; ubiquitin protein ligase activity
Source: RefSeq, a predicted model, not a curated record
AUGGCACUAAAGAGGUAUCAAAAAAUUAAGACAUUACUCACAUUUACGGGGUGGACACCUCGCGGCCUCUGUGUCAAUGCUAACAACGAUGUACUAGUUUCCAUGUUCAGGCAAGGUGAACCAGACAAGGUUGUUCGAUAUUCCGGAGUAACUGUUAUUCAAGAAUUCUCUCGAGAUUCUCAGGGAAACUUCCUCUUUCGGGAUGCCUCUUUUGUUUGCGAAAAUACAAAUACAGACAUUUGCGUUAGGGAUGUAGAAACACGCUGCGUUGUUGUCGUCAAAAGCACAGGGGUCCCUCGAUAUAAAUACAGCGGGCGUUCCCAUUCAAAGUUUGAGCCUGGUUGUGUUUCAUGUGAUGGCCAAAGUCACAUUCUGAUUGCAGACAAAAAUCAGCACUGUAUACAUAUAAUAGACAAAGACGGAAAAUUCUUAUCGCUCAUCAACAAGCAUUUUAUUAAGCUUCCCGUAGGAAUAAACGUGAGCGAAGAUAACACACUGUAUGUGGCUGAGCGGAAGUCUGGGAAAAUCAAAGUCAUAAAAUACCUGAGCGAUUAGUUAGGCAUUGUAAUCCUUUUAAAGGGUUGUGA